AUGAUGAACAAGGGGCUUGUUCAAAGUGUUCUUCAACAGCGUGUAAGUUCCGUCAAAGUUGGUUCCAUAAUUUUAGUUAAUAUAAAACGACAACAAUUUGGGCAUACUCUAAAUUUUGAUAGCGAUAAUGCUUUGCAAUUUUCAGUCAUACUUACUUAUCCUGUCUGUGUAGUUUUGAUAAUACUGAUGAUUAUAUCAAAUAUCUUGGUACCUUAUCAGUCUGUGCUGAAGUUUUUGCUUGUAUCAAGAGUACAAACAGUAAAGUCAAUUAGUGGUAGUAGUCAGCAUUUUCUCGUUUACAAAUAUUUUAUGCAAAUCGCAAUGGAUUCACGUGAAAUUUCACGAAACUUACAAUAUUGCGCGCAUAUUUUGAAGAGCAAAGAUGGUCUUUCCUGA
Thelazia callipaeda (thelaziosis nematode) is the source of this 396-nucleotide messenger RNA. NCBI's taxonomy places the organism in Eukaryota, Metazoa, Nematoda, Chromadorea, Rhabditida, Thelaziidae. The record is from the annotation of a GenBank genome assembly.